Molecule: messenger RNA, 1287 nt
Organism: Aspergillus ibericus CBS 121593
Lineage: Eukaryota; Fungi; Ascomycota; Eurotiomycetes; Eurotiales; Aspergillaceae
Product: NAD-dependent epimerase/dehydratase family protein
Exons: 1
Coding region: 1-1287 (428 amino acids)
Biological process (GO): beta-D-galactose catabolic process via UDP-galactose, Leloir pathway
Cellular component (GO): cytosol
Molecular function (GO): UDP-glucose 4-epimerase activity
Source: RefSeq, a predicted model, not a curated record
AUGGAGAGCCCUCGUCAGUCCGAUGCAAGCACUCCGGUGGAGCCUUGUUCCCCCGAGUGCGUCGACACGCCGGCCACGCAAUCCUCCGUGCUGUUUGAUGGCAAUCUGGAAGAGUUGCUGCGCAACUUGCCCCUCGAUCAGUACAUUCUCGUUACAGGGGGCCUCGGGUUCAUCGGCAGUCACACAACAUUGGAGCUACUCAAGGCCAAUUAUAAUGUAAUUGUGAUCGACAACCUUAGCAACUCCUUUCAGACCGUCUUUGACCGCAUUCAGCAACUGGCGGCCAAGCAUCAUGAGCAGCAAGGAACCCGCAUGCCCUCGUUGCAGCUGCACGCCCAUGACUACCGGGAUACGGUGGCUCUCCGUCGUCUGCUGGAGCAGUACCAGCUCCCAUCCCGGUGGGGAACCCCCAAGUCCAAGAUCGGUGGUGUCAUCCACUUUGCGGCUUAUAAGGCCGUGGAAGAGAGUAUCAAGAACCCGUUGAAAUACUACGCCAACAAUGUCAGUGGUCUCAUCGACUUUGCCACCACUCUGGGAGAGUUUGGCAUCAAAACAUUCAUCUUCUCGUCGUCCGCCACCGUGUACGGCACCCUGGCCACGUCUGGCCUUCCCUUGAAGGAAGAACUCUGUGUCCACAAGGAGGAAACCUUCAAGGAUCACAACGGCCACGAGACGGCCGUGAAGCCUGGCUGCACCGGGAUCACCAAUCCGUAUGGGCGUACCAAGUGGAUCUGUGAAGCGAUCUUAGCGGACCUGGCGGCCUCGGACCCGGAGUGGACCAUUGUAGCGCUACGUUAUUUCAACCCGAUCGGAUGCGACGAGUCCGGUCUCCUGGGAGAGGACCCCAGGCAGAUCCCCACGAAUCUUCUCCCGGUGGUGGUCAAGGUCAUGACCGGGCAGUACAAGGAGCUGCAGAUGUUUGGCACGGACUGGGACACGGAAGACGGAACCGCCGUGCGCGACUUCAUCCAUGUCACUGAUCUUGCCCGCGGACAUAUUGCCGCGCUCAACACCGCCAACAGUGGAAAGCUGGUCGAGAACUUCCGUACCUUCAACCUGGGAACGGGACGGGGCCACUCGGUGAUGGAGGUGGUCAACACCAUGGAGGCAGUGUCUUCCAAGCCGAUUCCCCGCAAGGCGGCCGGUCGCCGUGCAGGCGAUGUGGGCUCUUGUGUUGCCGUGGCCUCGAGGUCGCGAGAUGAGCUUGAGUGGAAGACUGAAAAGACCCUGAAGGAUGCUUGCGUGAGCCUGUGUAAUUUUCUUAAUGUCAGCGGCCUAUCCUCCUAG